Lodderomyces margitis is the source of this 7557-nucleotide messenger RNA. RefSeq names its product Fmp27p (gene FMP27). The coding region runs from base 1 to 7557 and encodes 2518 amino acids. The transcript has a single exon. The record is from RefSeq and is a predicted model, not a curated record. NCBI's taxonomy places the organism in Eukaryota, Fungi, Ascomycota, Pichiomycetes, Serinales, Debaryomycetaceae.
AUGCGGGUCAGGAUACGAUCUCUAAGAUUUAGGUUGUGGGGUAACACCAAGAUGACAAUAAUUGAUGAACUUGAGUUGAAAUUAUAUCCUAAAGCUCAAUCGAAGAGACAAAAGAAGAACUUGUCAACUUCAAGUGAGGACAACAUAAAUUCACUAGAUAAUGAUAUUUGCGUUUAUCCAAAGAAUUACCCCCUCAAGCGAUUAGUACGAUUCAUUAUACGGCGUUUGCCAAGUCUAGAUAUUGAAAUGCGAAACACAACCAUAUAUUCUGCAUUGGACUACAAAACCACCAUAGAUUACCUCAAGUACAAUGCCAAGUCACGAGAUAGCUUAAGACAUGAGGAUCGUCUCAAGUUCAGAACCAGCCUACUUGUCAGUAAUGUAUUUCAUGAAAUCAAGACAAAAGAUGAUGUAUUGACACCAUUCAAGUUGGGAAGUUUCAGAGUGGAGUUUAAGUUUCUGAUUGAUUACAAGAGUGGAAUCAUUGGUGGAUUCAUUGGAAAGAUCAAUGUUUCGGAGAGUAAUAUUCUGGUGUUUAAUACCAUCAAAUAUUACAUACUACACGACGAGUUGAAACAAGCAAAACAGAAUAAGUAUUUCGCUCGUGGAAACAAAUCGGAACACAAACAUGAAGACUCUAAUGCCCAAGCCAGGCAAGAAAAAUUGGAAAAGAUAUUCCAAAUUAUACACAAGUUACUUUCAGAUGUCACUGUACAUAUUGAAAACUCGAAAAUUUCAGAAAUUCCAUUUGUGACUAUUCAAAACAAUGUACAAAUCGCUGAAUAUUAUAGUGAAAUCAAACCAAAGACAUCUUUGGAAUUGUUGACAAAAUCAGUAUCGUUCAACAUUUCACGAUUGUAUGGAGAUGCGGCCGGAUUUGAAGUUUUAUUCAACCCCAAACAGGAUAUCCCAUUCCAUUCCACCCUUUCAAUUCAACUUUUCCGAUUAUUUUUUGUUAAGCGAGUCAAUUUAAUCAGUGGGGCUUAUGGUAAAGAAACUGAUGAAAUAUUGAGCAUGCCAAACUACUCAUUUACUCACAAAACUAAUCUUUUGAGUCAAGUUGUUCAAGCCAAAGGAUUCAAAAAUUGUGUAAUGGAGGUCUUUUCUUCGGCCAGUUCACCUAUUUUUGAUGUUGACUCACGCCAAUUGAGUGCAAUUUUGUACAAUAUGGUGUUGUUCAAAAAGUGGCUAACAGUGCGAAAAUUGCUCAAGAAAACAAACAACUGUAAAGAAGAUAGCUUAACUAAAGUUCAGCAAAAUGAGGAGGAGGAGGAGGAGGAGCAUGGUAAACAGGAAUCACUCAAGGCCAAGCUCUGGAGAUAUGUAAACGAAUAUUACCCCAAAUUGGAUAUCAAAUUUGUUGUUGAGCAGCCACGUUUUAUCCUACGAAACUUUGAUGAUGGCGAUAAUACUCAAUUGUUGGAUUUUUCCUGCUCGUUGAUGAAUUUCAAUCUAUCCACCACUCUGACCCGCGACUAUGCUUCUAAUUUAGAGGUUUUGUAUCCCAGUAUCAAAUAUCUUGCAAAAGAAAACACUAGUGCAAGUGCAUCUUCUUUGGAUCCAGUGCAGAAGGAGAUUUUCGGUCUCAGACUUGUCAAUAUGAAGAUCGAUAUUUUCAAGAAUUUGACAGUUGCCUCAAUUCUUGAGUUGCAUGGAUUAUCGGUACAAUUGACUAGUCUUGAAAUUUUUAAAGGUGUUCAUUGGCUUCUCCUGGAUGUGACAAAAUUGGCAGAAACUGAUCUUGAAAUUGGAGCAUUAAACAAACAGUUGAAUGACGAGCUCAAUUACUUAAAGACAACGUUGCGAAAAGAGGUUCGAAAAACCUCAAGCUUUAAAAAAGCUGAACCAACAAGUACCAAAGACAAGAUCUUCAGACAUUUACCCUCCUGGCUUGCUGAAGCUGAAGUGAGAGCUACUGAUUGGGAUAUAUUUAUUGGAUCACGAUCGGUUUUGAUCCCAAAGCAAGAUUUGUUUAAAUCGGACACUACCGACUUACAAUAUGAUACAGAUGAAAGUCACGAGUUGAGGAAAGUCAAUAUUAGAUUCGAUACCUUCAAAGCUGGAGUUGCAAAUCACGGAGCGCAAAGGAUGGAUGAUAAAAGAGCAAAUGACUCAUCCUCCUCCUCUCUGGACACUCUCACUUCAUUUGUUCAAGAUUCUGAGUACUGGUCUGCAAGUAGUAGUCUUGAGAAGUUUCAAAUCAUCAUGCCUGAUGACAGCAGCACCAAAAAUUCCAAUGCUGAACCACUUGUUGAGAUUCCAACAAUCGAUUUGACCGUUGAUUCUGUAAGUGAUUAUCAGGGACAUAAUCAGUUGAUAAUUCUGCAGAAUGUAGACAAAUUGCAAGUAUUCUACAACAGGUAUAAGUUGUUCACCUUGAUUGGUUCAAUAUACUUGGUUCGAGAAUUUAUAGUUAGCCCACUCAAGAUGAUGAAGCUAAAAUUAAGGAAAGAUUUAGACAAAUUUGAAGAUCCAACAGUGGUAGCCCCUCAGGAUCAAGCUUCGAAUAAACUGGUGCUUGAUUUUGUUCAAGCAAGCUUCACCUUGCAAACACUGGAUAUAGUCUUACAAAUUGCUGAUGCAUACAAUAUCAAGGUACAAUUAUCAGAUACACAUGUUGAAUUGGCCAACAAGGUGAUUAAAUUGACAUUGUUCUUUAUAAGAUGUCUUGCAGACUCUCCUAGUGUGAAGGGUAAAUGGUGCCGCUUGCUUUGCCUCGAUUCUUUAAGUUUAGCUCUUGAGAUUCCAAAGUCAGUCCGUGAUUUGAACAUUGAUGUGCAUACAGACGCAAUUAGGUUAAUCCAACCACAUAAAUUCAUUGUUUACGAGUUGUUUGAUAAUUUGUCUCUCACAGCAAAACUUUCAAAACAUCUUGUAACUUUGCUCAAGGCUGAUGAUGCCAAGGAAGGUGCAAAUGUUGUUCACCCUCACGAAAUGAAGCCUAUUUCAUUGCCCAACUUGAGUAUAAAGUCCAACCAUUUGAAGUUUACUAUGGAAGAUGAUCCUUUUGAAACGGAAUUGAAUAUGAUUUUCCAAUUGGGUAAAACUGAGCAAAGAAAGAGAUUGGAAUUGUUUUCCCUAUUUGAAGCUAAAGAAGCCCAGCUUGGCGAUGAUAAAGACUAUUUCUCAAGGUUGGAGAAAUUAAACACAACUAUAUCAGAAUCUUGGAUGAGAAAAGUCAAAAUCUAUCAGCAACAGUUAAGAGAGGAGAUUGUGGCGCAUAAGGAUUAUCUAUUUGGUAAUGAGUGCCGGUUUCAUCCAGACUAUAACAAAAAUGUGGUGGCAUACCCAUAUGAUGCCCCUCUCUUAACAAUUGGAAUGGAAGGAUUUAAUUUAAACCUAUCAAAACCUGAUUUUGGUCUUGAGCAUAUUUCCGAUUUUAUCCACGACGUUGGUCAAGGUGUUCCAAAGGAUACAAAGUAUUCCGUGAUGGUUCCCAUGUAUUUGGAUUUGAAAUUGGCCGAAAUGAGGAUGCAAUUACGUGACUACCCUCUUCCCAUUUUGUAUUCCCCAAGAAAUAAAAAUACCGCCAAUGCAAGCUUAUUGCUUAGAGGUGAUUUGGUUAUUAGUGAAAAAUUUGUCACUGACAAGGAGGAAAUUAGACAAUUACAUGUUCCUUUAAUUGCUCGCAACAAGGAUGACGCUAAUCGGUAUGACUUGUUGACAGUUGAGAAAACGCUUUCGUCAGUAAAGAUGUAUACCAAAAUGGCUUGUGAUUUCAACUCCGACUACCCCACCAGGAUUGUUUGGGGUACUUCAUACAACUUUGGAAUCCAACAAUUUAUGUUGAAUUUUGAUCAAUUUUCAAAGCCUCCGGUUGACCCGUCGCAAAAAUUGGGAUUUUGGGAUAAGCUCAAGUAUGUUCUUCAUGGAAGCUGUGUUAUCAAAACUAGGAAAAGCUUGGAGGUUGGAUUCAAAGGAUCAAGAGACCCCUACGAAUUGUUGUCGACUUCUGGUGGAUUUGUUCUUUCGUUUAGAAAGAAUGUGGUUUGGAAGAUUAACAAGGAUGAUGAUUCAAGAAACUUUUUUGACAUCACUUCGGAUAAAGUAUCAUGGUAUAUUCCCAACUACUUGGCAACGCCGUUACUAGCCUGGACUAGAAGUAGUAUUGAUUCAGUCUAUCUACCGGACUCGCCUCAUUUUAUAACCACUUGCUUUGGCUAUUAUCUUGAAGAUUCUGCUACAAAACCAGAUUUCAAUUUGCUAAACAAGGUAUUUGGCAAAAAUGUUAUAAGCUUAAGUGGAGGUAUCGAGUUUCAUGUUGGGUUCUUGUUACAACGAAAGGCUGAUGGUAAAAGAGUUGAAGAUUUCAAACCACAUUACGACGUCCAUCUAAUAAAUCCAAAGUAUUGCGAAGACGGACAUGACUCAUAUGCUGGUUUCAGAAGUGAGUAUGUUCAUAUGGCGAUAUCCUUAGUAGCUGACAGAGACACCAGUUACAACACUAUCCAUCUAAGCCCAGGAGCCUUUAACCAAUUUUUUGCAUGGUGGAAGUUGUUUUCUAGUAAUAUGAUGUUGCCGAUUAGAAGGGGUCCAUUGUUUGGCGAAACCAAGAAAUCCGUCAAGUUUUCUGAGCACUUAUUCACAAACAAGUUUUCCUUCUUUUUGAAAUCGUUGUUCAUUGCACACAUGUACCGAGAUGAGGUUAUUGACGUUGAUGAUGAUAGGAUUGAAUGCAUUGGAUUGAGAGCAAAAGUUGAUGAAUUUUCUGUUGAUUUGCACCAGCGUAAACAGCCUGUGACUUUGUAUCACGAGGAGCUUUCUAAACGGACAAAAGUCAUGAAGAUGAAUUUCAAUGUUGGAGAAGUGACUCUUUCAAAUAUUGAUUUGCGGGCUGUGCAUUCCAGCUUUUCGCAAAACUUGUACCAGGAAACAAAGAAAGACUAUAAUGAUAAAAAUUCCGAGUACAACAUUUAUGGAGGUGACAAGAUCUGGUUUGACAUUCAGGAUUAUGAAGAAGCGUUUUUACCUUCGUUAAAGUGUAGUCCAAGAAAAGUUGAAAUCCACCCCCUUAUGUUCUCCCAAAGGUUUUCCUAUGAAAGGGAUACCGAAAAUGAUGCCGAUAAAAAUCAAGAUGACGACCAGUUUGGUAAUGAGGACAUACACAAUUGUCGUAUUCACGCCAACAAUGAAUCUGAUCUGAGAGUUGGCUUGUUGGAGAAUAGAUUAAAAGCGCUCAAUCAACAGAUUACAAAGGUACGCAACAAAGGUGCUUCCGUUGGGGAGUUGGAGGAACGACUUGCAUUUGUGAAGCGUAUGCUUGAUCAGGCAAAGAGAGGUGUAUCCUCUUAUCAAAGACAAACCUCGAUUGUAUCCCUCGAAAGGGAGGAGCACUUUCAUAACAAAUUCACGUGGCUGAGUAUGUUAUUGAAAUGGAAUAGGACCUGCCGUGACAAUGUCAUGAGAUACAUCCAUUUUGUCCAAUUAAAGGCAGCGAUGAAGAAAUACUUGUCGCAUGAAUCAAUUGCAACUCUUGAAAAGUUUAUUGAAGAGAAUGGUCCUGGAUCUGAUACGGAUUCUCUUGCAUCGUCAGCUGAAACCGACGAUCAAUUUGUCGGUCAUGGCGAGGACGAAUUAAGAGUCAAAUCGAGAUCAGAGGAUUUGACUUCAAACGACAGACUUGUUAAUUUCACCAAAAUUUUGAGAGAGUUAAAGGGUAACGAGUCAUUAUCCGAGGAUUAUUUAAUUGAAAUAGUGUCACCUCAGAUUCAACUUCAAAGUGAUGAGUCUCCUGACUCAGUUGUCAUUGUAUCAACGCCUACCAUUAGGGGCAAAUAUGUGUCGGUGUUGAAUUCUAAAGAAACAGCCAAUGCGGAAGUCUUGGAGAAAAGAUUUGGGAUUGUACUACAAGAUGCCAGUGUUUUUGUUUUGAACAAAAAGGAUGUCUUGGGUAGUGAUCGAAUGAUCAUUACUGCCAAUCCUUAUGGUGCCGAAGCUAACUGGCCACCAUGGCUAGGAUCAGAAAUUACUCAAAAUGGUAAAUGGGCCGGUGAAAACCAACUUCUUAUACAAAACUUGUCGGUCAUGGUUUUGUUUUACGAUACCGAGAUAAUGAGCAGCAAAUUAUCAAAACCUAAAGAUGACACUUCGGUUACAGAAGCAGAAGAUCACAAGCCAACUUCAAGUUUGGAAGCACCAAAGAGAUUGCGUAUUGAUAUGCCUUCGGUUGUUAUGACCUCGACAUCAUCGCAAUACUUUUCCUUAUAUGUGAUAAUCAUCAGUCUUUUGUUUUACAGUGAACCGAUGAGUAAAGCCAUAGCUGAAAAGAUUGAAAAGAUGAAAUUUUCAAUCGACUUUGACAACCUAGCCGAUGUUGCCGAUAAAUUAAAAGGUUUGCAACUGUAUUACCGUAUUCUUAAGUUGUUGAAUGCAAACUAUAGUUUCAGAAAGGGCCACAUGACCAAUGAGGAUUUGAAUAAUUAUCUACAAUUGAAUUUAGAGACGGGAGAUAUUGCUAGUGAAAUUUAUCUCUUGUUGAGAACAUUGCUUACAGGUGAUUUUUUCAGCGAUACAUCAAACUACCCGCAGAUAUCUUGGUUGAUAAAAGCUGAUGAGAUUAUUUUGCAUAUUCUUGAGGAUGAUCGAACACCCAUUGUGGAUGUUGCCCUUGCCAAUGGAGUCUACAAGAGAAAGGAACUAGAAAGUGGAUCCAACUUGAACCAAAUCCAAAUUCAAAUGUUGCAAGGAUUCAACCUCAUCAAGAAUGCUAGGUAUCCCGAUUUUAUUGGCCCCUUUGACAUUGGUCAAAAUCAAUCUGAAAAAUUGAUUGAUUUACAAUGGACAAUGAAUAGAUCAGUUGGUGGAAUAAAGAUUGUCGAAAAUUUACAAGUAAACUCUUUACCGUUGAACAUCAAAGUUGAUGAAAUAACUGGUGAGAAACUUAUGAACUUUAUUUUCCAAACUGAUUCGGCUGACAUUAAAGAAAGCAAAGUGAUUGAAUUGGUCAAUAAUACAGAAGCCAAGGAGAAAGAAAUUGAAGAUCCUUUUGAUCAAGAUCAAUAUGGCUUGGUAGAAGAGACUGAAGGAGCAAACAAGAGUGCCAAACUUGAUAAGCAACUACAAGAACGAAGCAUGACUAGCUCUAAAAUGAACAAACGGAGUUUGACUCGCCUUUCAGGAAAGCGUCCUCCUAGUAGCAAAGGUAGUGGUGGUGGUAGUGAUGACGCUGAAGAAGAUGCUGAGCAAGUUGAUAAAAUGAUUGAAAGGUCGAAACAAUAUUUCUCAAUUAUUUCCCUCACGGUUAAAGCCAUUACAUUGCGAAUCACAAUCAAAUUAAACAAGGGAUACAAAAGAUUAUUAAAUGUUCAUGAUUUUAAAGUUGAUUUACCUGAAUUAAUAAUCAAAAAUCGGAUUCUUUCAUUUAUCGAUUUGACGGAAAUCGUCAAGAAGUUGGUUUUGAAGAGUCUUUGGAGUCAUACUGGUCGAUUAUUGGCCAACAAGUUGAGCUCAAAUGAUACGUCGCUGGAUAUGAUGAAUCAUGAGCGGUUAAAAUCGGUGAAGACGUACAACAAGUUUAUUCCAAUCCGUGAAUUGACCAUUGUUAAAAGCAAAGAAUAG